This is a messenger RNA of Fusarium coffeatum, 2223 nucleotides long. RefSeq lists its product as uncharacterized. Gene Ontology annotation, biological process: mRNA processing; translation. Gene Ontology annotation, molecular function: structural constituent of ribosome; pre-mRNA 3'-splice site binding; poly-pyrimidine tract binding. The transcript is spliced from 11 exons. NCBI's taxonomy places the organism in Eukaryota, Fungi, Ascomycota, Sordariomycetes, Hypocreales, Nectriaceae. Bases 1 to 2223 code for a protein of 740 amino acids. The record is from RefSeq and is a predicted model, not a curated record. Gene Ontology annotation, cellular component: nuclear speck; nucleus; ribosome.
AUGAACGGUGAUAGCUACUCUUCCCGAGACGGGCGUCGGGGUGGACGAGAUUAUCCUCCCAGAGGUGAUAGAGAUGAUCGUCGAGACCGACACCGAGACCGGGACCGCAGGCGCUCUCGCUCACCAGACCAUCGAAGCCAUCGACGAGGUGAGGGCGAUGCCGAUGCCUACUCCUCCAGCCGAAACCACCGUGACCGUGAGCGCGAGGACAGAUACUCUGGCCGUGAGAGACGAGGUGGUGACCGCGAAUGGGACCGCGACCGAGGAUCUUCCCGUCGGGAUGCCAGGCGCGACGACGACGAUCGACCGAGCAGGCGAGAGCGAGAUCCUUACGAUGAUCGCCGUCGCGGAGGAGGCAGGGACCGACGUGAGGACAGGUUUCCUGCGCAACAGGAACGCCGAAGCGCAAGCCCGCCUCCGAAAAAGCGAGAGCCGACUCCGGACCUGACAAACAUCGUUUCUGUCCUGGAGCGCAAGCGUCGCCUGACACAAUGGGACAUCAAGCCCCCAGGAUAUGAAAAUGUUACGGCCGAGCAGGCUAAGCUCUCGGGCAUGUUCCCUCUCCCCGGUGCACCUCGACAGCAACCCAUGGAUCCUAGCAAACUACAGGCCUUCAUGAACCAGCCUGGGGGACAGGUCACAAGUGCUGGUUUAAAGGCGAGCAACUCUCGUCAGUCGAAGCGACUUUUGGUUUCCAAGAUCCCCGCGGGCACAAGCGAGGACGCCCUCAUCUCAUUCUUCAACCUCCAACUCAACGGACUCAACGUUAUCAAUACCACCGAUCCCUGUGUCUUGUGUCAAUUCUCCAACGACCGCUCGUUUGCCGUUCUCGAGUUCAAGGACGCCCCAGAGACCACUGUUGCCUUGGCGCUGGACGGCAUUUCUAUGGAGGCCAGUGAUGCUUCAAAUGGCGCAGAUGGAGGGCACCGCGGUCUUGAGAUUCGCCGACCUCGUGACUACGUGGUACCUGCAGUGACCGAGGAAGUUUCUUACGACCCAGAGGUCGUCUCUAAUAUCGUUCCCGAUACCGUCAACAAACUCAGCAUUACCAACAUCCCAACUUUCUUGACAGAAGAGCAGAUCAUCGAGCUUCUUGCAAGCUUUGGUAAGCCCAAGGCUUUCGUCUUAGUCAAGGAUAGAGGAACUGAAGAAUCCAGAGGUAUUGCUUUUGCUGAGUACCAAGACCCUGCCGCAUCUAACCCGACCGCUCUUGAUACCCUCAACGGCAUGGAUAUUGGAGGCAAGCAGAUAAAGGUUAGCAAGGCCAGUAUCGGUCCUACACAAGUCGCCAACUUCGACGUGGGUAUUACUGCUAUCAGUGGUCUUGCUUCUCAGACUGCCAAUGAGGUUGAGAGCAGCCGUGUGCUUCAGCUUCUCAACAUGGUCACUGCCGAGGAACUUCUGGAUAACGACGAUUAUGAAGAAAUCUGUGAGGACGUUCGAGAAGAAUGCUCCAAGUAUGGCAAAAUCCUUGACGUCAAGGUUCCCAGACCUACUGGUGGCAGCAGGCAAUCUGCCGGCGUGGGCAAAAUCUUUGUCAAGUACGAGAACACCGAGGACACAACAAAGGCUCUGCAGGCCCUUGCGGGACGCAAGUUUGCCGAUAGAACUGUUGUCACGACAUAUUUCCCAGAGGAGAACUUCGAUGUUGGCGCGUGUGAUUUUCUAUCCCACAACGAAAAGACCUCCAAAUCUUUGAAAGUUGAAAGUUUCGCUCGCAACUCCGUAACCGAUCCUCAUCCAGCACCACCACGCCAAACAGACAAGAUGGGCCGUCUUCACAGCAAGGGAAAGGGCAUUUCUGCCUCCGCUCUCCCCUACUCUCGAUCUCCCCCUGCGUGGUUGAAGACCACCCCCGAGCAGGUCGUCGAGCAGAUCGCCAAGCUCGCCCGUAAGGGUGCCACUCCUUCUCAGAUCGGUGUCAUCCUCCGUGACUCUCACGGUAUUGCCCAGGUCAAGCACGUCACUGGUAACCGAAUUCUCCGAAUCCUCAAGUCUAGCGGCCUCGCCCCCGAGCUCCCCGAGGAUCUGUACAUGCUUAUCAAGAAGGCUGUUGCCGUCCGAAAGCACCUUGAGCGCAACCGCAAGGACAAGGACUCCAAGUUCCGUCUCAUUCUCAUUGAGUCCCGAAUUCACCGUCUCGCUCGUUACUACAAGACCGUCGGUGUCCUUCCCCCCACCUGGAAGUACGAGUCCGCCACUGCCAGCACCAUCGUCGCUUAA